AUGACCUGGGCUGCUGCUGGAGCCCCUUCUGGCUGUCAAAGCCUCGAUGACCUGUGCUGCUGCCCCUGCCUCUUCUGGCUGUCAAAGCCUCAACGGCAUGCGCUGCUGCCACUGCCCCUACUGGCUGUCAAAGCCUUGAAGACCUGUGCUGCUGACACUGCCUCUUCUGGCUGUCAAAGCCUUGACGACCUGCUACACUGCCGCAGCCUCUUCUCGCUGUCAAAGCCUCGACGACCUGCGCUGCUACCUCUGCCUCCUCUGGCUGUCAAAGCCUCAACAACCUGCGCUGCUGCCGCUGCCCCUUCUGGCUGUCAAAGCCUCGAUGACCUGCUCUGCUGCCACAGCCCCUUCUGGCUGUCAAAGCCUUGA
Podarcis lilfordi (Lilford's wall lizard) is the source of this 369-nucleotide messenger RNA. Lineage: Eukaryota; Metazoa; Chordata; Lepidosauria; Squamata; Lacertidae. The record is from the annotation of a GenBank genome assembly.